AUGGCGGAGGGCUCCGAGAAGGUGCCCAUCGCCCGAGCGGGGCCCGACGAUGUGGAGCAGUGUCUGCCCCCCGCGUACGCGGCGGCGCCCCCGGGGCCGGGGCGGCUGCUGAAGGCGGGGGCCGCCGUGCUGAUCGCCGGAGCCCUCCUGCUGCUGGCCGGGGCCAUCGGCGCCUUCUACUUCUGGAAAGCCACCGAGCGGCAGGUGUACAAUGUUCACUAUACGAUGAGCAUUAAUGGAAAAGUACAAGAUGGAUCGAUGGAAAUAGACGCUGGAAACAACUUAGAGACAUUCAAAACGGGAAGCGGGAGUGAAGAGGCUGUUGAAGUUCAUGAUUUUCAGAUUGGCAUAACUGGAAUCCGUUUUGCUGAAGGAGAAAAGUGUUACAUCAAAGCUCAGCCGAAAGCUCACGUCCCCGAAGUUGAUGCUAUGACUAAAGCGAGCCUCUCAUCCGAGCUGGAAGAUGAAAUCAUGCCUGUGAGAUUUGACGAAAACUCCCUUAUCUGGGUGGCUGCAGACGAGCCUAUCAAGCAUAACAGUUUCCUAAGCCCCAAAAUUUUAGAGCUUUGCGGGGAUCUUCCAAUUUUCUGGCUGCGACCAACGUAUCCCAAAGAUAGCCCAAGGAGAGAAAUGAAGAGAAACAAACGCCAAUCAGAAUCAAACUUUGAUACAGAAGACUUGGGAGCUGCUACUGAAGAAGUAAACACCAGAUCGCCCACCACGCAGCUGACUCGAGAGCUCCAUCACCAAUCUAACGAGACCAGGCCAAUGGGACAAGAAACCGAUGAAACGCUUAAUCCGGACAACCCAUAUAAUCAACUGGAAGGUGAAGGGAUGGCUUUUGACCCCAUGCUGGAUCACCUGGGCGUGUGCUGCAUCGAAUGCAGACGAAGUUACACGCAGUGCCAGCGAAUUUGCGAGCCUCUCAUGGGCUACUACCCAUGGCCUUACAACUACCAAGGCUGCCGUACCGCCUGCCGAAUCAUCAUGCCCUGCAGCUGGUGGGUUGCUCGCAUCAUGGGUGUCGUGUGAGAAAAAGCAUCCGGAUCCUUGGCAAAAGAAGCAGGAAUGCAACGACGACAAACUGGUAAAAGACUACAACCAAAGCAGCAGUACCAAUCCUGGGUUUUAAAAAAUAAAUAAAUAAAUAAAUAAAUCAAAGUGUGCGUUACUGCACCAAAAGCAAAGUCAGAUAUUCUAACCGUAAAUAAAAAUUUGCAGUUAACAUUCCAUUAGCUUUACAAGCGAUAAGGGUAUACAAGCACUUACUGAAUUCAAAAAACUAAGACAUCCCCAAAAAAGACAGUAUUAAACUUUGCUCACAAACUGGUUUAGCAGUCCAGAAGCUUGCUCAUAAAUCCAAAUUCAGCCUUUCGAAACAAAACCCUCUCUUUCCAAGCUAGAUGUGAAAAUUUACGUCCAAUUAGGCAACUAGCUCAACUUGUACACUUGGGAGUACCUUUCAUCCAUGUAGCUUACUUAAAUAAAUCACAAGUUAAGUUGCUCCCCGUUGCUAUUCAUACCGAGUUGCCAGGUCAUUAUGAAUGGUUAUAAACCAAUUACAGCAUACCUUUCCCACAAAGCUGCUCCAGGGGACACGGGAAAGCGCAUAUUGUGCUAAAUCGGAAACAAAUGGCAGGAAAAGGGGCUGCGGAAGGGAAUGUGCGUGGCCGCAGAAUCAAAACCCUUCGCACAUCCCAACAUCAAAGAAACCCCUCCAUCAAGAAUCUUGUAUCCAUGAUACCACUGUAGUGUCUAACAAGUAUCUGCUAUCCAGCUACUACGGCAAAAGUAUUUACAUGCAGUUGUAGACCAAAGAGUCUCAAGACCCUUCAGAAUCUACAACAGCCACUGUAUUUAUAAAUCCUUGAACUAGACACUUUUGACACAAGAUUACAACCCCUCUUUAUUCCACAUGGAUAGCAGCC
Chroicocephalus ridibundus (black-headed gull) is the source of this 1928-nucleotide messenger RNA. It is a transcript of the gene CNMD, whose product is annotated as chondromodulin. Lineage: Eukaryota; Metazoa; Chordata; Aves; Charadriiformes; Laridae. Bases 1 to 1032 code for a protein of 343 amino acids. The transcript is spliced from 7 exons. The record is from RefSeq and is a predicted model, not a curated record. Gene Ontology annotation, biological process: negative regulation of angiogenesis; negative regulation of endothelial cell proliferation.